Stegodyphus dumicola is the source of this 472-nucleotide messenger RNA. RefSeq names its product toxin-like protein 14. The record is from RefSeq and is a predicted model, not a curated record. NCBI's taxonomy places the organism in Eukaryota, Metazoa, Arthropoda, Arachnida, Araneae, Eresidae.
CGUAAGACAGUCUGGGCAUCCGCCGAACAGUUACCUACAGAAAUUUGACAAGUUUGAAAACCUGGGCAGACAACGACCUGACGUAAAACAAUCAACUGAAAAAUGUUAAGCUUCUUGUUAUUGUUCGUAGUAGGAUUAGGAUUUGUGAUUCCUAUGAGUGAGGGAUUUGUUUACCAAGGAGCUUACGACACCUCAAAUGGUUUUUGUGAAGGUAAAGGUUUCCGAGUGCCAGUCGGAUCAGUUGGUUACAAUGACAGGCAAUGUACGAAAAUUAUUUGCAGUGACGGAUACAUAGACGUCACAGGGUGCGGAACAAUAUCUGGCCCUCCUAACUGUCGCCUUCACAGACCUAAAGGACAUUAUCCCAGCUGUUGCCCGAAAAUUGUGUGUGACUGAAUACAUUAUACUGAAGUCAUAAAAACUGCAUAUUUUCUUCAUUUCUGUUUGAAUAAACUUCCAUAUUUUAUCUUCA